GGGAGAGCUCCGAUCAAACGACCGCAACGAAGGGUGUCCCGCGAAUGGGCAGCAAGACAUGAAUAAUGGCUAGGCUCAUUGAGCUCUUGCUGCUCGUCCCUAUCCCCUUCCUCAUCUACCUCCACCUCGUCCUAUCACCAUACACUAAGGUGGAGGAGUCAUUCAACAUCCAGGCUGCCCACGACAUUCUAAGAUAUGGAAUUCCAUCAAAGAAUAUCGCUAACGAGUUCCGCGAAAACUAUGAUCACUUCACAUUCCCGGGUGCUGUACCGCGGACGUUCGUGGGAGCUCUACUACUCGCUGGAGUUGCGCGACCGUUGAUAUGGUUAAGGGCCGGGCUCCAGAUUCAAAUCCUAGUGAGAGCAAUCCUGGGUACAUUCAAUGCCCUUUCGUUGGUAUCUUACGCCCGGGCAGUCAAAAAAGCCUUCGGCAAAGAAACUGGCAUGUGGUACAUCUUUUUCCAAGCCAGUCAAUUUCAUGUGGUAUACUAUGCAUCUCGGACUCUUCCGAAUAUGUUUGCAUUUGGCAUCACUACUCUGGCUUUGCGGUUCCUUCUUCCUGAUACGGAUGCAACUCCUGGGAGCUCUAGCAGAAGGUAUCGGCUUUGUCUCUAUCUCCUUACUGUAGCGGGUAUCGUUUUCCGCUCAGAGAUAGCCUUGCUUUUGGGCACCAUCACUAUUUAUCACUGGUUGCAAGGAAACAUAAGCAUCCGCUAUGAAAUUAUUCCCGCUGGUUUAUCUGGCGCUUUAAUUGCAUUGCUCGUUUCGGUUCCCAUUGAUUCCUUCUUCUGGCAAAAAUUUCCUCUCUGGCCCGAACUCUCAGCGUUCUUAUACAACGUGGUCUCCGGGAAGGCAUCUGACUGGGGAGUCCAUCCAUGGCAUUUCUACUUUACCAGCGCCAUUCCUCGGUUGCUUCUCAACCCCUUAACCUACCUUAUCUCAAUUCCCCUAUCAUGUAUCGUUCCAGCCAGGCAGCGUGCUGCCCUCUCACUCCUCACACCAUCCCUUGCAUACAUCGCCCUGUACAGCCUCCAGCCCCACAAAGAAUGGCGAUUUAUCAUAUACACCAUUCCACCCCUUACCACUGCAGCCGCUCUCGGAGCAUCAUAUAUCUGGACUCACCGUACCAAAUCUCUGCUCUACCGUUUUGGUUCUAUCUCUCUCAUUCUUUCCACUCUCGCUGCCUUUUCGAUUUCCACAUUUAUCCUCCUUCCCGUCUCCAUGGCCAACUAUCCAGGCGCUCUCGCACUUAACAAGCUGCACGACCAAGCCCACGGCUCGAAGCCAGUGAUAGCAGUGCAUCUUGACACACUAGCGUGUCAAACGGGGGUAACUCACUUCCUCGAAAAACCACCACCCAAAAGUCCAUUGCUCGUCCUCCGCGGUUCACCGGAUGGAAAUGUCCCGACACUGCGUUCUGGAGCGACGCGCUGGAAGUACGAUAAGACGGAAGAUGAAAGCGUGAAGGGAUCCGCUAUCUUUUGGGAUAGACUGGAUUAUGCGUUGGUUGAGGACCCCAGUCAAAUUAAGGGCAGAGGGAAAUGGGUGGUUUUGGAAGAGGUUAAAGGGUUUGGUGGGAUUAGCUUAUUGAAGCCUGGACAAGGGGAAAGAUUGGGGCGGGUAGAGAUGGGAAUUCUGAAGAAGGUAUUUGGAGAUGCUGGUGUGAGUGUAUGGGAGUGGAUUCAGCGGAAUGCAAGAGGCCAUCUUACGCGUGGGUGGUGGGCGGAAAUUAGGAUAGUGCCAAAAAUUAAGAUCAUGAAGCAGGUUAGAUAUUCAAGUAUGUAGGGCCUGGUAGCGAUAGUAGCGGGUUUGAAUUUCGGUCGAUAUAUAUCUAUAUAUA
Coccidioides posadasii C735 delta SOWgp is the source of this 1839-nucleotide messenger RNA. RefSeq names its product dolichyl-P-Man:Man(7)GlcNAc(2)-PP-dolichol alpha-1,6-mannosyltransferase (gene ALG12). Gene Ontology annotation, biological process: protein N-linked glycosylation. Gene Ontology annotation, molecular function: alpha-1,6-mannosyltransferase activity. Lineage: Eukaryota; Fungi; Ascomycota; Eurotiomycetes; Onygenales; Onygenaceae. Gene Ontology annotation, cellular component: endoplasmic reticulum membrane. The record is from RefSeq and is a predicted model, not a curated record.